Molecule: messenger RNA, 1416 nt
Organism: Sparassis crispa
Lineage: Eukaryota; Fungi; Basidiomycota; Agaricomycetes; Polyporales; Sparassidaceae
Product: Peptidyl-prolyl isomerase CWC27
Exons: 13
Coding region: 1-1416 (471 amino acids)
Biological process (GO): protein folding; protein peptidyl-prolyl isomerization
Cellular component (GO): catalytic step 2 spliceosome
Molecular function (GO): peptidyl-prolyl cis-trans isomerase activity
Source: RefSeq, a predicted model, not a curated record
AUGGCCCUUCCAACCACAGGACGCGUUAUUAUUGACACUACAGCGGGUGAGAUUGACAUAGAACUGUGGUCAAAAGAAACACCGAAAGCAUGUCGAAACUUUCUGGCUUUGGCUAUGGAAGGGUAUUAUGAUGGCGUCAUAUUCCACCGGGUUAUUCCUGGAUUCCUGGUUCAGACUGGGGAUAGGACGGGCACUGGUGCAGGUGGAGAAUCGUUCUACGGAGAGCCUUUCGAGGAUGAGAUACAUCCACGAUUGCGGUUUGCCCACCGAGGUUUGGUGGCUAUGGCCAACAAUGGAACAAAAAACUCAAACGAUUCACAGUUCUUUAUCACCCUCGACCGUGCGGACGAACUGCACGGCAAACACACGCUGUUCGGUCGUGUUAUAGGAGAUACUAUCUUCAACGUGUUGAAAAUUGGCGAAAUGGAGCUUGACGAGAAUGAACGACCACUAUAUCCCCCCAAAAUCAAGACAAUACGCAUUAUCGACAACCCUUUCCCAGACAUCAUCCCCCGCAUCACCGCAGAGGAGAAACGCACACAGCAACGCGCUAGAGAUAAGUCUCAGCGCGAGCGCGAGGAAGAGCAACGGCGCAAGGGAGCCAAGAAAGAUGUGAAGCUCCUGAGCUUUGGUGCGGAGGAAAGUGUUGAAGAGGAGCCUGUCACAUUCAAGAAAAAGCCAAUUGUCCGCCCAGAUCUGCUCGAUGUACCAGAUCAGCUUGUGUCCAUCCCCGGCUUGGUCCCUUCACGUCCAAAAGAGAAGGCAUCAAAGGUGCAAGGACUUACAUCCGUUGUGGAGACAAGCGCCUCUGAGAAGAAAUCCUCCAAGGACGACGCGGACAUCACGAAGAUCCGCGAGAAGCACGCUCGCGAGCAAGCAGCGCAAAGUACCUCCCGCCAAACCGAGAUCGCCAAGAUGGAAGCCGAGAUCCGCAAGCUCGCACAUCGAGGCGGAGACGACAGCGAUGACGAGCCGGCACCAAAGAAGGCGAAGAAGUCGUACCUCGCUGAGGAGAUGGCGAAGUACACCAAGGGGCGUGGCGCCCACAAGAAGGGCAAGCGGCGUGACGAGGACGACGUCCUCGCAGCGCUGAACAGCUUCCGCACCAAGUUGCAGGGCACCGCGCGCGAUGUCGAGCCUGAGGCCGCUGCCGAUGUUGAAGCGGACGCCCCAGUGGGCGAGCCCGCAGAGGAGGCCGCCCCAGCGGCGGAGGGAGGUAUGGAGGUCGACGACGAUACCGCGUUCUUAUCGCAUGCCCUGCAUUUCCCGAAGGACAACAGCGAGGAGGUGGCCAAGGCUGAGCGGGACUACGAGGUCAUCGAUCCCCGACAACGGGGCGCGCGGGCGCGGGAAGAGGAGAAAGAGCGGAAGCGGGCAAUGAAGGCGAAAGACGGGAGGCGGGGAUAUAGGCGGUAG